Molecule: messenger RNA, 3046 nt
Organism: Stereum hirsutum FP-91666 SS1
Lineage: Eukaryota; Fungi; Basidiomycota; Agaricomycetes; Russulales; Stereaceae
Exons: 5
Coding region: 817-2157 (446 amino acids)
Biological process (GO): mitotic cell cycle phase transition; regulation of cyclin-dependent protein serine/threonine kinase activity
Cellular component (GO): cyclin-dependent protein kinase holoenzyme complex; centrosome; nucleus
Molecular function (GO): cyclin-dependent protein serine/threonine kinase regulator activity
Source: RefSeq, a predicted model, not a curated record
GCAUUGCGAGACCUGCCGCCCUCCUCUUGAAGACAGCGUCUGAGAAGACUUGCAGGAUCCUAUAUUCUAUUCCACAACCUCCGCCCUCUGGCUGCUCAUAGAUACGGAUAGCUUGGGAGCGGACGGCCAGCUUCGGUGCUCGGCACACUCACCCUCUGCGGCUUCGACCACGGCUCGACGUUGGCCUCGAUAGACAAGAGCACUCACCCAGUCCAUUCUUUUUCGACACACUGAUACAUCCUAAUAUUGACCGACCCCUAAUCGCACGACUGUGCGCACACUCACUCUGGUCGUCGUCCGAGCAAUAUUAUCUAUCUAUCGCCAAUUCAUACGGAUUGAAGCGGGGGAAGCAGACAUAUUGGUUGCUUACAGUCGGAAACAAGGUGAACAAUGAUCUACUCUGCUGUGCACUGUGGCCCAUAUCGUACGUAAGGGUCGCGACGGAGGGCUUGAUCGAUAGUAUGAUAGAGCAACGGCAGCUUCUAUCGCCAAAAGCAGGCUAUCCGUGUCCGGACCCCCGGCGCGGCCGUAUUUGUUGCCUGCGUCCCUGUCCUCCCUCUUUCUCGUCUUCCACGACGUCCACGUCUCUUCCCUUCGCCCCCCGACGCUCCUUGUCCACGACGUAUCAUACCUCCUCCCUAACGAUUUGCACGCUGAUACGACUACGACAUCGACGCCUCUUUACAGGUCGUUUCCCACACCAUACUCUCCCUCCGUGUCGACUUCGCCAUCGCACACACUCCUCCUUCCAAGCAAUCUGCGUCCGACGCCCCACUUUAUUCUCUUUACUUUUCAAUUCACAACACCGCCCUCGACAUGAAAGACGUCACCGUCUCAUCCUCCAAAUCUUCCCGCUCGACCGCCUACCCGAAGAAGCGGCCAUCUCCACAUGGCAUCUACAAGACCCGAAAACAGCAGCAGCAGCUGGCGAGCUCCCCCAACGUCCCUUCCGCCGUCGCCUGUCGUUCACCGCACGCCCUCAAGAUGCAGCGUGAACAACAGCGCCAGCGCGACCAGCUCGUCGCCCACGCCGCUGUCACCCUCUGCCGGGAGGCCCCUCAAAUGGAGGACGAAUACCGGGACGAAAUCCAGAAUUACAUGUACCAAAUGGAGCGCUACACAAUGGGCUCCACCUCGUCUAUGGACCAACAGCCAGAGAUCAAGUGGCAUAUGCGUCCUUGUCUCGUCGAAUUCCUCUUGGAGCUCCACUUCACUUUCCGCCUCCGCCCCGAAACGUUGUACCUCACCCUGAAUGUCCUCGAUCGCUACGUGUCUCGCCGAGUCGUCUACAUCAAGCACUACCAGCUCGUCGGUUGCGCCGCCCUGUGGAUCGCCGCGAAGUUUGAGGAUGCGAAGGACCGGGUUCCAUCCGUCUCCGAGCUCGUGCACUAUUGCCGUAACGAGUACGACGAAUCGGCGUUCAUCCAGAUGGAAGGCCACGUUCUCCAGACCAUCCAGUGGAGUUUGGGCCAUCCCACCGCCGAGGCCUGGUUGCGUAUCUACUGCCGCAGCCCUCGUUCGGAGGAGAUGCAAGUCCAGCACGUCGCCCGCUUUUUGAUGGAAAUUACUCUCUUUUAUCGAGCAUUCAUCAAAUUCCCAGCUUCGUCUAUCGCACUCGGCUCCCUCAUGCUCGCCCGCUUCCUGUGCGGCAAGCCUCGUCGCGUGUUCGAAGAGACCGAGGAGGCCUUUGACGUCGUGGAGGCCCUGGACCUUCAGCUCUCCAAACAUGUGGAGGACCUGUCGGAAAUCCUCGUCAAGAAGUACUCGUACGCGUUCUUCUCAAAGGCCGCGACGCUCGUCGUGCGGUUCUACAUCGAAGGCGGCCAUUUCGUUCGCGCAAAGUCCACCGUGACACCGCUCACGCCGAGCCGGACGAGUAUGUCUGCAUUCGGGACCCCGAUGAGCGCGACGACGACCGCGUCCGACCUUUCAGACGAGAUGCCCCAGACGCCGACCAGUCCUGCGUAUUCGAACGAUUCCUUCACGUGCGCGGCGGAUGACAAGGAAAACGCUUCAAAGACGUUCGAGCCGGUUGUCAACAAGGUCAACGACAACCCGCCGGAGAAGUACUUGCCCCACGAAUUCGUGACCAUCAGUCGUCCGGUCCUCCACCCAUACAACGCUGCCGCAUCUCCACGGUCUUCGAUGGUUGUAUAAUCAUCCAAAAUCACGUUCUUCUCUGUCGGCGGUCUGGACCAUAAUCUCCUUACCUGUCGACCAUCCAUCUCGCAUAACCCUCCCGCAAAAUGUAUCAUCAACACAGACACGCCGUCGUUGAACGCCAAUCAACAGACGCAAUAUUUUUCUCUCUCUCGACUCAUCUGCAAUCUCCAUCAUCCAUGCAUCUCUCUUUUGCACUUUUCUCGGCUCUUUGGCACUCCCUCAUCUAUCAAUUUUCCCCACCUUCUCGAGGGUGGAUCGUUGAACAGGAGUCGAGGCUUCUCGCUGCAGCCGUCGAUAUUGGCGUAUAUUCUGGAGCUCACGUCUGCAAUGUACUUCUAUCGGGCUGCACUCCCUGGCCCCCCUCUUCGUUCAGGGUUUAUCAAUCGCACGCGACUCCCCCUUUUCUUUUCCUCUGCCUUCAUCCAUCUCUCCUCUCUCUCACAUAUGCAAACCUCUCAUUUCUCUUUGGCUCUUAUACAUUCCUCAUAGUCCCUACCGCGAUGUUGAGGUCGACAGUCUUCAUUCUAGUAUCGUCUCGUUUAGUCGCGCACCUGUUAUUUUAUCUUAUUCUUCACUUUACAGUACCUAUUACCCACUUACCCACAUUGUCCUUCAGCUUUCACACCCUUUUUCGUACUCGUCUUUUAUAUCCUCAGUACCCCACUCCCAUCAUCUAUCGUCUCGAACACUCAUACAAUCAUCUCACAUCCUGUCCCAGUCGUUACACAAGCUUUCUGCAUUGUCCAUAUUACCCCCCUUUUUUUACAGCUCAUCCUUUUUGUUGCAACACCCCAUCCUUUUUUCAACUUCAGCUUCAGUACCUACAUUCUUUCGUCGUCGCAUCAACUCUGCCUCUGUUCGUAGGGCCUAUCCAUCCUCCAUC